AGCCCCUCGGCCUCCGUGCGCCACCCCCCGCCCGGCCGUGCGUCCUGGCCCAGGAGCAGCCACCUCCCUCCCCCGCGGGCGCGCUCCCCGGACUGAGCGUGCUCGCCCCGGGUGGAGCGUGCUCCGCCCCCUCGGCCGUGUGUGGGCCCCCCCUCGGGAACGGAGCCUCCCCCCGACUGAGUGAGCCCGCAAGCCCCGGUCCCGCGUCCCCCGCCGUGCGCCCCGCACCUCCGUCCCCUGGGUGCCGGGUUGCGCGCGGGAGCUCCCUGGGGCGCCGGUGCCGGAGGAGGGGUCGUGGCGCAGCUCUGGGAGCAACCCACUGACCUCGAGGCUCCCCUCCCCCCGGCGUCCUCACCUCCUGUCCUGUCCUGCCAGGCUCCGCACCCGGCGGCUGCAGCGAUGCGGGGGCGCCGGGAGGCCUGAGAGCAGAGACCCGCCCGCCCGGGGAACACCGGAAUGGAGGCGGAAGGCUUGGAUUGGCUUCUGGUCCCCUUGCACCAGCUGGUUUCCUGGGGGGCAGCCGGGGCCAUGGUCUUCGGAGGGGUGGUGCCCUAUAUCCCCCAGUACAGGGACAUCCGGAGGACUCAGAAUGCCGAGGGCUUCUCUACCUACGUGUGCCUGGUGCUCCUGGUGGCUAAUAUUUUACGGAUACUCUUCUGGUUUGGAAGGCAUUUUGAGUCGCCGCUCCUCUGGCAGAGCAUAGUCAUGAUCUUGACCAUGUUACUGAUGUUGAAGCUGUGCACUGAAGUCCGCGUGACAAAUGAGCUGAACGUAAAACGCCGUUUCUUUGCAGACUUUGACCCUCACCACUUCUGGCACUGGAGCAGCUUCGGGGACUAUGUGCAAUGUGUCCUGGCCUUCACGGGCGUGGCAGGCUACGUCACAUACCUGUCCAUCGAUUCAGCCCUUUUUGUGGAGACCCUGGGCUUCCUGGCUGUGCUGACCGAAGCCAUGCUAGGUGUCCCUCAGCUCUACCGCAACUACCGCCACCAGUCCACUGAGGGAAUGAGUAUCAAGAUGGUGCUCAUGUGGACUAGCGGUGACACCUUCAAGACGGCCUACUUCUUGCUGAAUGGCGCACCCCUCCAGUUCUCCGUGUGCGGCCUGCUGCAGGUGCUGGUGGACCUGGCCAUCCUGGGGCAGGCCUAUGCCUUCGCCCACCGCCCCCAGAAGCCGGCCCCCCAUGUGGCACACCCAGCCAGUGCCAAGGCCCUCUGAGGCAUCUGGGGAAGAUGAGGAUGUGUGUCUCUCGCAGGGGCGCCAGCCCGGCUGCUGGGAUCCCGAUUGGCCUCUGUGGGUCCGGGUGGGCUGCUGGGGGCCUGGUGCCGACGUCUGUGCUCGCUCACCCUAAGGACGAGUGGAGUGGGCUUCAUACCCCAUGGCAGGGCUGCAGCCGCUUCCCAGGUGAUGGACAAGCAAGUGUGUCCUCCUUCCUCCCAAAACACGCCUGUCUGGAACUUGGGACAUGCACAUGGACCCAGGAAGAGGCCGACCUCGGGCCGCUGCUGGACAGAGGGCGCCGGGAAUCCUCCACUGGGUCCCAGCCUGCCGGGGUCUGGGGAUUGACGGGCGGGGUCCCUGGGGCCUGCAGCCUGGGCGACCCUCACCAGGGGUGGGGUUGGGGAGCAAGGAAGGCGGCACAGAGAACAUGGUCCUGCCCUCUGAAUGGCCCAGAUGGUGGGUGCCCUGGUGCCAGCGUGUAACUGAAGGUGAUGGUGGCCGGGGCCUGCAGAGGGUGGCUGGGGCUUUAUAUGCACCUGCUCCUUGUGGAAAGGAUGUCGCAAGGACGCCCGUUACAGGUGCUCUUGCUCCUCUGGCCGGACUUGGCCUCAUCAGAGCUGCCUUCAGUGCAGCUGCCUCAUGGGACUCAGGAUGUGGCCCCAGGUGGCAGUGGAUCCAGGGCUGUGCAGGGCAUCCUGAAGAUGCUGGUGCAGACGCCACAUGUAGCAGGGGCAACCUGUGUCCAUGCUCAGGGGGUUGGCACCAGAGCCCGGAGUUGCCCACGAGUCCUGGGGGUGCAGGGGGAGGUGGUCCACGUGUGCUCCCAGGAAAGCCGGGGGCCUGGGGUCAGGCCUGGGCAGAUGAUGCACCCCUGCCCCAGGGAGGGCCACAUGUGUGGGCUGUCCCCCCUACAUCCUGGGAGUUGCUCGCACCUGCAGCAUAGGGCCUUCCACACGCGUCUUCCAGGGCAGGCAGGGGCCUGCAGGUCAGGAGAGGGGACUGUGGGGCGGGUGUCCCCACGUGCCGAGCUCUCGGGCCUGGGUGACCGUCCAGGGUGGGGGCUGGGCGGGCAUCUUCGGUCGCCCUGCAUCCCCCUCCCCUCCAGUUCUACAUGAGCAUCUCAGCUGUGCCCAAUGGCCCCAGGCAAGCUCCCAGGCCGCCCACAUCUGUGUGUUCUAGAUGCUUCCAUGUGGCCUCCCUUCUGUCGGGCAGAGGGGCAACUCCGGCAUGUUAGCACAGGCGGUGCCAAAGCUCAGUGGUGUCUGCCCUCAAAGCUGUGUGCUGCUCCUGAGUUUUCCUGUGGACUCUUGAGUGUCCGCGUGAGGUUCCUCGCUGUGACCUGGGCUAUCAGAGGCUCUGAGCACGUUUGUCUCCUACACACGAAGGGGCCACAGCUGUGACCGUGCACACCUGGCUGGGGAGACUGUGUCAGCACUGUGGUUUGAACACAAUAAAGCCCUCAUGGAUCCAA
Nyctereutes procyonoides (raccoon dog) is the source of this 2692-nucleotide messenger RNA. RefSeq names its product solute carrier family 66 member 2 (gene SLC66A2). Gene Ontology annotation, biological process: phospholipid translocation; retrograde transport, endosome to Golgi. The transcript is spliced from 4 exons. Gene Ontology annotation, cellular component: trans-Golgi network; endosome. NCBI's taxonomy places the organism in Eukaryota, Metazoa, Chordata, Mammalia, Carnivora, Canidae. The coding region runs from base 457 to 1218 and encodes 253 amino acids. The record is from RefSeq and is a predicted model, not a curated record.